Messenger RNA from Pocillopora meandrina, 2192 nucleotides. Lineage: Eukaryota; Metazoa; Cnidaria; Anthozoa; Scleractinia; Pocilloporidae. The record is from the annotation of a GenBank genome assembly.
AUGGCUGCUGUUAACACUCAGGUAAAAGAUACAAUUGAAACUUCAAAAGAUUUGGAAGCUGGGGAAAGCGAAGGAGAAAGUGAACGGAAGAGAGAAAAUGAUACACAGAGUAGCCUAAAUUUUUUGAAGAACUACUUCAAGCUCGAAAGUUUUAAAAAGACUUUCAACCCAGUGAUUCAAAACAAUACUAUAACUCUCAGGAACUUUGUUGUCGCUGCUUCAACCUACGGUCUGGAAAGACUUUUGAACGCCGGAGUAUUCCACUGUCCUGACAAUGGCUAUCGACGGUAUGGAUUCGCGUUCCUAUUCGGCCCUGUUCUAAUCCUGUUCUGCAUAAACCUCUUGGUCAUCGGUGAGGUAUGGAAGCUGUCUUCCCGGAUGCACGUGAAACGCUACAGAAGACGUGGCGAUUUUAUCGCUGGGGUUUUACCAAGUAUCCUAAAAGCCUGUGUCGGACCGGCAGUGUGGUUGAUUGUCGCCUUUCUCGAAGAAGAUUUUUAUCUGUGUGCCACGAUUGGCCCCUCUCCACAGAAAGAGAUGAAGCAACACGAAAACGUCGUUUUGGACCGGAAGCGGAUGGUAGACGAGAGUAAGAGCCAAUCACAUUUAUGGGCAUGGGUCAUACUGAUCACGCUUGUUGCUAUCGGAACUGUAAUGAUAAUCUGGAAGCGUUGUUACCUUAAAGACAAUCUCCUCAUGGAAAGUAAGUUGCUUCUGUGUAAAAAAUUGACAAGCUCUAUUUCCAAGAAAACUGAUAUACUUCCUUUUCUUCUGCAGAUCUCUAUUGGUAUGAAAGAAGAGAGGCCCUGAGCGCGCAGAUGACGUUUAAAAAACGUAUGAACGGGGAGAAGGCGUUUGAAGAAGGGAUGAAAGGUCUUGGAAAAGACCCUGAUCUCGACGAAGUUCCGAGAGUGACUAAACACGGUAAAAAAGAUCAUGAAAAAGUUACUCUUUAUAAAGAUGGAAUUCCAGAAAAUAUAGGAAAGAAAAAAGUGGAGGAAAUGUUUGAAGGUAAGGAAAUAGUUAACUCUUAAACGAAGUGCUUUAAAUUGCUUUUUGGUGUGUUUUUUAUGAGGGACAUAACCGGCUAACUUGUCGUCAAGCUAUUUCGAGUGACAAGCAGGGAAAAUUAAAAUCUCUUGGUAUACCGUUUUCAGUUUGAUUUCUCUGAAGCUGAAAGAAGCAUUCACCCUUUUUACUUCAUUCAUUUUAAAGUUCUCUGGACACGCCUUGUUCUUAAACAAAAUCCUGUCACAGAGGCAAAAACAUUUGCAAAAACUGCUCAUGUCAGACGAACCAAAUUAUCUCUAAGUACAUCCUGGCCCAAAGGUGCCUCAAAAUGCUUUAAGAAUUUCUGACAAAGAAAUGUGUAAUGAAUGGUAAAACCUAUCUUUUUUUCGUUUGUUACCUGAGAAAUAGUAUUAAAAAAUGCUUAAAAUAAGUUCUUGAGUUGUGAUCAUUUUUUCUUUGACAAAUAAUGUGAUCCUCUUUCCAUCACAAAAUUACACAUACCGGUCAGAGCCACCUUAAUUCUUAUAAUGAUUCAGGUGGUUCUGACCCGUAUGUAAAGAGUUUAAUAGACGUUUGACAACCCAAAUAAUUCAUUUGAAAUUGGUGAGUAUUCGUUUCACGUGCCAAAAUUAAAUCAACAUGAGAAAACAAACCUAAGCGAUCCAAGACUCUUUAUGUGAAGGUUUUUCACCUAAGGAAUGGAAUGGCAAUUGCCUCGUCUUGCCUCAUGCUAACUACGGCCCUGGGUUCAUAAGUUGUGAUCAUUUUUUCUUUGACAAAUAAUGUGAUCCUCUUUUUAUCACAAAAUUACACAUACGGGUCAGAGCCACCUUAAUUCUUAUAAUGAUUCAGGUGGUUCUGACUCGUAUAUCAAGAGUUCUUUUAAAACUCCUAGAAAGUUGAAAUCGCGCCGCAAUAGGCUACAAAUGGUUUCACCGUUGCACAAACGUUUGUUGACAACUUGUCAUUUGUCACUUCUCUCAGGUUACAAAGUUGGCGAAAGCGGCGAUAAAUGGCACUACAUAUUGCCUUACGAUGUCUUUAGGAAAAAGUACCCUCGUAUUUCCACAGGAUGUCCUCGCGAUCCUUGGGUAGCGGUACAGGAAAAUGUUCUCGACUCAAGAACCCAGAAGAAAAGCCGUGGCUUGAAGUAUUUCUCGACCGAUUCCGCAGAAAAUUAA